Messenger RNA from Plenodomus lingam JN3, 1152 nucleotides. RefSeq lists its product as uncharacterized. Gene Ontology annotation, biological process: intracellular monoatomic cation homeostasis. NCBI's taxonomy places the organism in Eukaryota, Fungi, Ascomycota, Dothideomycetes, Pleosporales, Leptosphaeriaceae. Gene Ontology annotation, molecular function: ribosome binding. Gene Ontology annotation, cellular component: mitochondrial inner membrane. The record is from RefSeq and is a predicted model, not a curated record.
AUGAAGCCACGGCCCAUAAUAUCGACAUGGGUCUCGCGCGGGCGGCCAAUUGCUCUAUUUACAAAGCAUCAGCGUCUAAGGAACAUGCACUCGAGAGCUCUCGCUUCCGCACUGAGCUGCCAUAAAUGGCACGAUACUUCGCGGCGCACAUGUCAGGCGUAUAACUCGCUCAAUGCCACAACGUACCGCCAUGCCUCCACAAAGACAGCAUCAUCGCAGAAACGCAAACCGGAUGCGCGUACUCCUUCACCAUCCUCUACAAAUCGUUCUACCCCCUCGAAAUCACAUACACCGAAACCCAACGCCGCAAAUGUCCGACCCUGGAGAACCACAAGCAUAGCCUUUCAGGAGGCAAAGGAGCGUGUCAACCCCCCAGACUUCACCUACGCCCCACCCAUCGACGUCCCCGCGCGCAAGCCAGACCAAGGCACAUUCAAAUACUACUACAGCGUCGCCCGCGCCUACCUCUCCUUUUACAAGACCGGCGUCUCCCAUGUGCGCCAAACGCUACGGUAUGCCAAAACACUGCGCAAAAAAGUCGCGGAAGCGGCCAAACAGCACGCCAACGAACCGAGCACGAAGGUAUUGUCGCGCGCCGAGUGGCAGGUCCUGCGACGCAGUGGACGGGAUCGACUGCGGCUGCCUGCGUUUGGCGUGCUGUUAUUCUUCCUGGGCGAGUGGUUGCCCGUCUUGGUGAUUUACAUGACCCCGCUGGUUCCAGAGGCGUGUCGGAUUCCGCAGCAGGUGUUGCGGACUCGCAAGGCGAUUGAGAAGCGUAGGGAGCAGAGGCUCCGGGUCGUGGAGCUCAAGUAUCAGCGUCUGCUUUCUUCUGGAAAGCACAUGACUAUGGCGCGGGAAGCGUCCAUCAAAUGGGAGCGCAUGUCGGCGCUGUUUGAUUGCCACGCGAGGGUUUGGGAUUGGGUGUUUGGGCCGCCGCAGUGGGUGCUUGCGCUUGGUGUGGACCGGAAAAUGCAGUACCUGAGGACGGAUGAUGGGUUGAUUGCUCGGGAUGGGGGCUGGCCUGCUUUGAAUAAAGAAGAGGUCGAAAGGGCGUGUAUAGAUCGGGGCUUCCCUGUUCUGGGCAAGGAGGAGGCCGAGUUGAGAGGCAUGUUGGCAGGCUGGAAGGGUAUCCCAGGCAAGGCGAGCGUGUAG